Molecule: messenger RNA, 2104 nt
Organism: Cannabis sativa
Lineage: Eukaryota; Viridiplantae; Streptophyta; Magnoliopsida; Rosales; Cannabaceae
Product: ATP-dependent helicase FUN30-like
Exons: 1
Coding region: 72-863 (263 amino acids)
Molecular function (GO): calcium ion binding
Source: RefSeq, a predicted model, not a curated record
ACACCUUAGAGUAUAUAUAUAUAUAUAUAUUUCGUCUCCAAAAACAUUAUAUAUAUAGGCUAAUUUGUAUAAUGGGUAUAACGGAGACAUGGUCUAGAUUAAUAGGAGAUUUGGUUCAGGUGAUUCAUGGAGGAAUAAGAUCAUCAUCACCAUCAUCAUCAUCAUCUUUAUCAGAUCAAGAUCAAGAUGAAGAUCAAAUCGAUAAUAAUUCAAUUAUUAUUGAUAAUGGGAAAGAAAAGAAGGUGGUAGUCGUUAACGAUUCAAUGUCUAAAGCUCUGAUCACAGUGUUUGGCAUGCAAAACGACGGGAAAAUCCACAAAGAAAAGGCGAGAAGUGUUGUUGAAAAGCUUGGGUUGAUAAGGUUGAAUGAGGAAGCUGUAGUAGUUGGCGCUCAUGAUCAUCACGUGGAAUUAGAUCCUCAUGAUAAUAGUAAUAAUAUUGGUCAUCAUCAGCAAAGAUCAUCAUCAUCAUCAUUUGAGUUGCCUGGAGAUUAUGAUUAUGAUUAUGAUUAUGAUUAUGAUGAUGAUGAUGAUGAUGAUGAUGAUGAUGUUGAGGAGGAGGAAGAGGAAGUAGUGGCGGUUGAAGCAGUGGUGGUGCUAGGCGUAGAAGAGAUCAUGGAACUGGACUACUCAAAGCAACGCCACCUUUUGCAACAAGCUUUUGAGAUCUUUGAUGAGAAUGGGAAUGGUUUCAUUGAGGCAGAGGAGUUGAAGAGGGUUUUCGAUUGUUUAGGUUUGGAUUGUGGUUGGAAUAUGAAUGAUAUAGAGAAUAUGCUGAGAGUUGCUGACUUGAAUUUCGAUGGUAAGGUUGAUUUUCGUGAGUUUGAGUUGAUGAUGAUGGGACUUAAUAAUAAUAAUAAUUAACAAAACUAGUUAUUAUUAAUUCCUUGUAAUGGUAAUUGUACGUAUAUUAAUUAGUUAUUAUAGAUUUCAAAAAGUAGUGCUGGAGAUCCAAUAAUUAAGUGAUAUUGUUGUGUAAUAAUUAUAAUUAUAAUAAUAUAAUUAAUUAUAUAUGCAUUGAAACACUUCAAUUAUAUUAUUAUUAUUAUUAAUUAAUUACUGUGUAAAUUUCUGGGAAUUAAUUAUCUCACGUCACGUGCGUAGUGUUUCUCUCGAUCGGCCACGAAUUAUUAACUAAUAUCGGAAACAGUUUAAUUAAGUUAUAUCAAUUUCCAAAGCAAAUCGUCAUUCAAGAUAUGAUCUGACCAAUAUAUAUAUAAUAUAUAGUUGAUUUAUCAUGCAUUACUCCAAAAUAAACUUUUGGUAUCGGUUAAGAUACAGUUUUUUAAAAAGACUGACACUAAAGACUAUUCCAAUUGUAAAGUGUGAGUUCAUUAAGGCAUCCAAAUUCCGACAAAUGGAGAACCUUGUUCGUUGCCAUAUUGUCUCUAAGACUUUGCUUUGGUAAUCCUCUCUUUCUUUUGAAAACAAAAUUUCCUAGGUGGGUUUUCUCUCUAUUGGAUUGCUUGAUCUCAAGGCACUUCAAAAUAGAAUUUUUUUGGACAAUGGGCCAAAUUCUUGGAGAAAAGCACACUAGAAUUUGAUUUGCUAUAAACUUGCCCAAACCAUUUCUCAUAAUUAAAGCAGGGUCAAACACUUGAUAAGCUCAUUAGCAUACGAUUAAACAAAAUAGUAUCAUCCACCACUACUACAAAAAAGGAGCAUUCACGACGGUUUUAAAAAUGCUUCUUUUAGGAAACCAUUGCUAAAAAAAUUAAACGAGUGUUUAAAAUUGUCAAGAAAAAUAAGGUAUUCCCGAAAAAGUUUUAAAUUGUUGAGAGGUAUGGGCGAUAGUUUUUAAACGUGUCUUAAAAAAUCUCGUGUAUUUGUAAAAGAGAAUUACCGACGUAACCGUCGGCUAUUCUAUAGGCGACGGUCUAAACUUCAAUUUCACACGUUUCAGAUCUAAAAUUUUAUUUCCCGCAUCUUAAAUUUUAAAUUUUUAUUUUCCUCAUCUUAAAUUUCAUUUCCCGCCUCUUAAGAUAUAAACCCCCAUCCAAAAAAAUCAUUUCAUUUAUUGGCUCUCUCUCCUCCGCGGCCAUGAGCCAUGCCGUCCAUCUCCUCCACACACACACACACUCUCUCUCUCUCUCUCUCUCUCUCUC